Molecule: messenger RNA, 1341 nt
Organism: Pseudonaja textilis
Lineage: Eukaryota; Metazoa; Chordata; Lepidosauria; Squamata; Elapidae
Gene: M6PR
Product: mannose-6-phosphate receptor, cation dependent
Biological process (GO): protein targeting to lysosome
Cellular component (GO): trans-Golgi network; Golgi apparatus; endosome
Molecular function (GO): protein domain specific binding
Source: RefSeq, a predicted model, not a curated record
AUUAGAGAAAAUUAUUGGUGGCAGCCAAUCCUCUCGCAGUGAUGACAUUACAUUGGUUCCGGUAUUCAGAGCGCCUCAGAGGAUGAGCAUAGGUUGUGCUUCGCUCUUUCCAUUUCUUCGUCAGAAUGUUCCUGGUUCAUGCUUUCUCCCAUGCUGUGACACUAGCCAUUAUAAUCACUGUGAUGGCUGAAGAAAAGACUUGUGACCUUCUUGGGGAACGGGAACAAGAAUCCUCAAAAGAAGUAGCAUUGAUGAACAGACUGAAGCCACUUUUCAAUCAAAGUUUUGAAACAGAAAGCAAGAAUGGUGAUGGCCAGUACAUUUACAGACUGAGGAUAUGUCGGGAAGUCUUCAACAAUAUGACCAAUUCUGGUCUGGUGCAGAUCAGCAAGAUAGACAACAAACAAAAAGUAAUAGGACGAAUCAAUGAGACCCAUCUUGCAAACGGAACUAGCUGGAUUUUGCUGAUCUAUCAGGGUGGCGAUCCCUAUGGUAGCCAUUGUACACAGGAAGACAGGAAAGCUUUAGUAAUGAUUAUCUGCAACCGAACAACAUUAGCAACUGGCUUCACCAUGGUGGCAGAAGAGAGGGAGAAGAUAAAGCAAUGUUCCUAUGUUUUUGAGUUAGAGAGCAGCUUGGCUUGUCCUCUGGAAGAAUUGCAUCACAAUGUACACCGUCACCUUAGUAUUGGCUCUAUACUGCUAAUCACAUUUUCCUCACUAAUUGCAGUAUACAUCAUUGGAGGAUUCCUCUACCAGCGUCUGAUAGUAGGAGCAAAGGGCAUGGAACAGUUUCCCCAUUUUGCUUUCUGGCAAGAUCUUGGUAAUCUAGUAGCUGAUGGCUGUGAUUUCAUGUGUCGUUCUAGACCACAGAAUGUACCAGCUGCAUAUCGUGGUGUUGGUGAUGACCAGCUUAGAGAGGAAUCAGAAGAGCAAGAUGACCACUUGCUGCCCAUGUGAUCUUUACCUUUUAUUUGUGUAUAGUUCUUAAACAAAUGACAUCCAGUCAGUUUUCCCAUCUAAUUACCCUUGUAAGCCACUUGCUUUCACUUUAAAUACCUAUUAUUCUGCACACUAUUUUUCAUAUUUGUGAUAUAAAUAAAUUCUGUGCAAGUUUUAUGAACAUAAAGCUGUACUAAGGAGCUUUGGACUGACUACUCAGAACCAUUUUCCAAAAGGGACAGUUUGACUAUACACAGAAAAGAAAUAAUCAAUGGAAGAGGAAAGGGUUUGAAGUAAUGCUAAUAGAUUUGAGCUACAGUGACUAAAUGUACUUGCAUAUUUCCUACAGGCUUUAUUCUUAAAAAACACUGAUUUCUGAUUUUCAGUUAUGCAGUUAUAA